Rhododendron vialii is the source of this 409-nucleotide messenger RNA. RefSeq names its product histone H2B-like. Gene Ontology annotation, molecular function: protein heterodimerization activity; DNA binding; structural constituent of chromatin. Gene Ontology annotation, biological process: nucleosome assembly. The coding region runs from base 26 to 409 and encodes 127 amino acids. The record is from RefSeq and is a predicted model, not a curated record. The transcript has a single exon. NCBI's taxonomy places the organism in Eukaryota, Viridiplantae, Streptophyta, Magnoliopsida, Ericales, Ericaceae. Gene Ontology annotation, cellular component: nucleosome.
CUCUCUCUCUCUCUAGAAAAUUCUGAUGGCGCCCAAGGCAGAGAACAAGCCAGCGGAGAAGAAGCCAACGGAGGAAAAGAAGACCUCGGCGGCCGAGAAGGCCCCGGCGGAGAAGAAGCCCAAGGCCGGGAAGAAGCUCCCCAAGGACGCCUCCGCCGCGGCAGCCGGAGACAAGAAGAAGAAGAAGUUGAACAAGAGGGUGGAGACGUACAAGAUCUACAUCUUCAAGGUGCUGAAGCAGGUGCACCCCGACAUCGGGAUCUCGAGCAAGGCCAUGGGGAUCAUGAACAGCUUCAUUAACGAUAUCUUCGAGAAGCUCGCCCAGGAGGCGUCGAGGCUGGCGAGGUACAACAAGAAGCCGACGAUUACGUCCAGGGAGAUCCAGGGAGACGAGGGAGGGCUGCAGUAG